This is a messenger RNA of Lasiosphaeria miniovina, 657 nucleotides long. RefSeq lists its product as uncharacterized. Bases 175 to 519 code for a protein of 114 amino acids. The record is from RefSeq and is a predicted model, not a curated record. NCBI's taxonomy places the organism in Eukaryota, Fungi, Ascomycota, Sordariomycetes, Sordariales, Lasiosphaeriaceae. The transcript has 3 exons.
CUCUGCCUGAUAGGCCGAGGCGAGAUCAACUCUUACUCAUUGCAAUGACAACUGGACCUGGCUAUCGGGCCGCCUGUGUCAGCAUUUAACCCGGCAAUGAGGUCUAGGCUGAGGGCUCUGUGACAGACACGUGGUUGAAGUUGCUGGUUGAAAUUGCUCCGUCUUGCAGUGAGAAUGAGAUAUCUCGCUCUGCAGAAUGAAAGUUGGCACUUCACAUCCUCAGUCUUUGCAUGUGCCUUCAUAGACUCUGUACAUUGCAGUUGCUUCCAGUUGGGCAAAGAGAAGCGAUUCCUGGAACGUGGCGGUCGCUUCAACGCAGAGAUCUGUGGCUUGCUAGUCUCGCCGACGGAGACUACAGCCCUUACCCGGCUUCGUAUAUGCAAGGCCUGUGGUGAAUGUUUUGGGAGAAAAGACAACCGCUGUUCGUCUGUUGACCGCCAUCUUGACUGCCAUACGCAUACGUAUACGCACCCGACAGCCUCGCCUUCGUGGAAGCCAUCAACCUGCUCCAUUUGUUGAUGGCUAGUCUUACUCAGCAACCAAAUAUUGAAUGUUGCUGGCUUCAUGGCGGAUGGUCGGGCCGCUGCCGGUCGCGAUGUCUAGUCAAGGUACGAGGGGAUCGCAAGGUAUACUGGUGAAGCUUCAGCACGUCGACGA